Messenger RNA from Linnemannia hyalina, 594 nucleotides. Lineage: Eukaryota; Fungi; Mortierellomycota; Mortierellomycetes; Mortierellales; Mortierellaceae. The record is from the annotation of a GenBank genome assembly.
AUGUCUAACGCAAAGGAGAUCCGUCAUGUUCAUAGGAUUCAAGCAUUUGCUAUCCCUGGAUCGGUCAUGUUGUCAGUUCUUGGAGGCGCCUUGUUUAAGCUCUGGAGAGGCAUCAUCAUUGUCCUGUUCUGCGCCAGUGUCGGAUCCCUUUGCUGCUACACCAUCUCGUGGUAUGUCUGCCACCCCAUCGUCGAGAAGUACCUCAAGAAGAGGAUCCAGCAGCUCUCCGUCAAGAUUGAAGCCAAGAGGGACGAGCUCUUCUUUUAUUUCGCCUUCUUGCGCGUUACGCCCUUCAUCCCCAACUGGUUCAUGAGCGUCGCUUCGCCUCACUUGGGCAUCCCCCCCGUCACCUUUUACUUUGGCACCCUCAUCGGAGUCCUCCCUAACACCCUCGUCACUGUCCAGGCUGGUGUGACCUUGGCGGCCUUGGCUUCGCCCGACGACUUUACGUUGUUGACGCCCCAGAACAUCAUCAUGACCAUUGUCAUCUGCAUCUGUCUCUUGAUGCCCAUCGUCCUCCACCACAACGCCGAGGAUCCUACCGCCGAUGCCCCCAAGCCUGCAUCCGACGAGGACGGCCUUGCUCAGGUUUAA